AUGCUAGAAGAGAGAGGAAAUUUGGAGGUUGGAAUUGGUGGAGGAAAAUUGGAAGAGGAGUGCAUGAAGGGAUUGCUUUUGAAUGUAUGUUCGGUGAAGGAUUCGAAGAGGAGAAUAAGGUGGGAUUCUGGCCUUGUAAUAAGGAGCAGAGGUAGAUGGGGAAAAUGCGGUUGA
Molecule: messenger RNA, 174 nt
Organism: Dovyalis caffra
Lineage: Eukaryota; Viridiplantae; Streptophyta; Magnoliopsida; Malpighiales; Salicaceae
Source: the annotation of a GenBank genome assembly